AAAUUGGUUAAUUAAUUAAACAGAUUUAAUUGGUUAACACUAAAAGGUUAACAGUAUAAGAAUUAUGUUGAGGGUAAUAUUGAGAUGCCAUUGGACAAGGCCCUUGGUCCACACAAACCGUUUGAGGAUAUUCUGGCCAGUUGAAACAGUCUGGAAUGUGAGAGGUAUAUCCACCCUGAUUGACACAAAAUAUGGUGCGCUUGUCUCAAAGGCUGCUGUGGAAACACCAAACACACCGGUGGUGGCCAUACUUGGCUGGAAUGAUGCUAAGAUGAAAAAUCUACAAAAAUAUAGCAAAAUUUUUGAAGAAAAAGAGUGGACAACAGUAUGCCUGCCUGCAACAUCAUUUAAUACUUUUGCUCGGCCAGGCAGUAAAGUGAGGACCAUCAGUAUGCAUAUGGUUGAUGUUUUAAAACAGCUAACAUCUAAAGGAAACCCAGUUUUUCUAUAUUCACUGAGCAGUGGGGGGUGUACUGUGUAUUAUCACAUAGCUAAAGCUUUAACAAUGGAGGGAAGUCCAAAUUUUGAUGCAUUUAAGGUUAUUGGUGCUAUUUUUGAUAGUUGCCCUGUCAAAAAUACAAAGGAAGGUGUUUCUCGUUUGCAGAUUAGCGUCACAGAAAGAGUAAGCAAUCCUGUGGUCAAAAAUUUAAUCUGGUAUGGCGUUUAUUUAGUUAUGCCAUUUGCGAUGGCACUUGAUCCUUUGAUUGGGACAAUAUUUGAUGAAUUAAAAACAUUGACCUUGAAUUGUCCUGAAUUAUAUGUUUAUUCAAAAGCAGACAAGUUGGCACUCUAUCAGGACAUUGAGGACUUUGUACUAGAAAGAAAAUCUCAAGGAGCCACUGUUUUAAGCAAACAAUGGGAUAAUUCACCACAUUGUUCCCAUUACAUGAAGUAUCCUGAAGAAUAUCUUCGAAUUGCUUGAACAAUUUCUUGAUGUCUGUUUGCCGCAUGAGAAUUAAUUUUAAUCAAUUGAAUUUGAUGUAAAUAUUAUAACUUUGCAUUGCUUUAUUUUUGUACCAUAAUUUUUGUA
This is a messenger RNA of Dendronephthya gigantea, 1030 nucleotides long. RefSeq names its product transmembrane protein 53-like. NCBI's taxonomy places the organism in Eukaryota, Metazoa, Cnidaria, Anthozoa, Malacalcyonacea, Nephtheidae. The record is from RefSeq and is a predicted model, not a curated record. Bases 65 to 922 code for a protein of 285 amino acids. The transcript has a single exon.